GCCCUACGUAGUUAUACUGCCUCAAGAUGAAGAGAAAAGCAUUUUUCCUUCCCUGCUGGUUGUUUCACCUUCUUCUACUUUUAAUCAAUGCUGUAGCCACCAAUGGUAACACAACAACAACCACAAAAAGCACCACAGCCACCUCCUCUACACCAACCACAACCAUCUCCUCUGGGUCACCCACAGCCACCUCCUCUGGGUCAUCCACAGCCACCUCCUCUGCAUCAACCACAACCACCUCCUCUGGGUCACCCACAGCCACCUCCUCUGGAUCAACUAUACCUGGGAUGGAUACAUCAUCAUCAUCAUCAUCCAGCUCCAGUGGGACUAACACAAUGACAACAACCUCCAAUGUUACCAGUGUGAGCACUGCCUCUCCAGGGACCACGGGAAGCGUGGUCAGACACUUGAGACCCUGGGCAGUUGCCCUAAUUGCACUGGCUUCUGUUGUAUUGGCUGUGAUUCUCUUCGUUGGGCUCACCGUCUCUCUUAAAAGCUCACCAUGCAUAAGAAAUCUCUUCAGCACAGACCUCUACUACCCCCAUCUCCCCCACCUUGGUUCACGCCCUUAAGGCUGUCACCGGGCCCAAAACAUGCCAAGUGUGACUGGAGCUGGUUGCAGAAACCAGUGUCUCCCUGAAACAUGGAGCUUAUUGGGAGACACAGUGUCCCUGAAUGUCCCUAAUGACAGAAGCAUCACCAUCCUGAGAGGGAGGGAGGCAGCUGACCAGGAAGACCAAGGCCCAAACUCUUCUCCUGGCUCUGUUUCAG
Ictidomys tridecemlineatus (thirteen-lined ground squirrel) is the source of this 771-nucleotide messenger RNA. Lineage: Eukaryota; Metazoa; Chordata; Mammalia; Rodentia; Sciuridae. The record is from RefSeq and is a predicted model, not a curated record.